AUGUCUGACUCUACGCCCUCCUCGACACCAUCCUCCACCUCUGACUUGGGGGUGCCUGAUAUGGAAUUCGUCUACUUCAGCAACGAGUUUCCAAAGGGCGAUCUCCAAAGCAUUUUUCGCCAAAUUCACAAACACUCUAAAGACAGUCGAUAUCGUACGCUAGCAGAGUUCAUUCACGAGGCGACUGUCGUUGCUAAGGAGGAGAUUGAGAAGCUUCCAGCUGAAUUGAGGAGUUUAUUUCCUGCAUUCGAAACUAUUCUUGCUUGGGGUGAGAAUGACGAGUUGCGUGAAGGGCUACUUUGCGGUGCUGUAGAUGGCGCUUUGCUUAUUGUUGCCCAACUUGCAAUCUAUAUUGGAUAUGCCAUCAACCGCCGAAAUGAAUUGAUUGAAUUUGAAGGCCAAAGCCUAACUGGUCUUGGCAUCGGACUACUUGCCUCGACAGCCAUAUCCCUGUCACCCAGUCUCAGCGACCUGCCGCUUGCUGGCGCCGAUGCCAUCCGUGUCGCUCUCCGUCUUGGGUUCCUUGUGUCAAGAAUCUCAGAGGGACUGGAAUCUCGUGACUUGUCGCAGUCUCCUGACACAUGGGCCUACGUUGUGCACGGUGUAGAUCAUACCACCGCGCAAAAGGAACUGGACAGCUUCCACGCCCGGUCGCCUGUUCCCUCAACCGGCAAGAUCUUCAUCAGCGCAAUUGCCCAAUCUUCAGUUACGAUCAGCGGCCCGCCGGCCAAGCUCAAGGCUUUGUUCAAUAAGUCUGAGUUUUAUCGUACUGCCAGAUUUAUUGCUUUGCCAGUUUAUGGCGGUCUUUGCCAUGCGCCACAUAUUUACAACUCUCAGCACACGAGGACAAUUGUCCAUGAUGGCGGGCAACUGCACACCAUGACGAGAAAAGUGUGGCCGUUAAUGCCUAUUUACUCUACUAGCACUGGCUCACCAUUCCCUGCCAAGGAUGCAGCUGAGCUGUUUGAGUCCGUUGUAACUGAGCUCCUCACCAAGGGCAUAACUUGGGAUCGGGUCAUUAACAACAUCGUCAAUAAUGUGAAAGAUGGCGGCGCGUGUUCUGUAGUGCUAUCUAGCUUUGGCAACUCGAUGCCUCUGAAUGAGCUCAACUCAGCCCUCAGCAAGGAUCUCCCUGGAGUCAAGGUCACCACGAACGACUUCAUGCCUUGGCUCUCUGAUGUCAGUCCCAGGGAUACUGCUCCUCGUGGAAGCGCUCAGUCGAAACUUGCCAUUGUUGGCAUGUCCUGCAGGCUCCCCGGUGGCGCCACAAGCAACGCCAAAUUCUGGGAUAUCUUGGAGAAGGGUCUUGAUGUGUCCCGACGUAUCCCUGCAGACCGAUUUGACAUUGAUACUCAUUAUGACCCUACGGGAAAGCAACUCAACAAGAGCAUGACUCAAUAUGGCUGCUUUAUUGACGAACCUGGGAUGUUUGACGCCCCAUUCUUCAACAUGUCUCCCCGUGAGGCGCAAGUCGUCGAUCCUCAAAUGCGUCUCGCUCUUGUGACAGCGUAUGAAGCUUUAGAGCAGUCAGGCUUCGUCGGCAACCGAACUCCUUCAACGCGCUUAGAGCGUGUGGGUACUUACUAUGGUCAGGCUGCUGAUGAUUAUCGUGAGGUCAAUCAAGGCCAGGAAGUUAGCACCUACUACAUCCCUGGUGGAUGCCGAGCUUUUGGCCCCGGCCGCAUCAACUACUUCUUCAAGUUUGCCGGACCCAGCUACAGCAUUGAUACUGCCUGCUCGUCUGGUCUGGCUGCCAUUGAAGUGGCCUGCCAGGCUCUCUGGAACGGCGAUGUUGACACUGCCGUUGCUGGAGGCGUCAAUGUACUCACCAACCCGGAUGGUUUUGCCGGCCUUUGCAACGGCCACUUCCUUACCAAAGGCCAUAAUGCAUGCAAGACUUGGGACGCCACUGCUGAUGGGUACUGCCGAGCGGACGGUGUUGGCUCUCUUGUUAUCAAGAGGCUUGAGGAUGCCAACGCCGACAACGAUAAUAUUCUGGGCGUCAUCCUGGCCGCUGGAACCAACCACUCUGCCCAAGCUGUCUCUAUCACUCAUCCUCACGCUGGUCACCAGGCAUACCUGUCCCGUCAGGUCCUUCGUCAAGCUGGUGUGGAUCCUUUAGACGUUUCGUACGUUGAGCUUCACGGCACCGGAACCCAAGCCGGCGACCACGAGGAGAUGCAAGGCAUCAUGGACGUGUAUGCUCCCAUCACCAAGCGCCGAAGCAAAGACCAGCCUCUUCACAUUGGCGCAGUGAAAUCUAAUAUAGGCCACGGUGAAAGUGUUGCUGGUACUGCUGCCCUUAUCAAAGUGCUGUUGAUGUUGCAGAAGAGUGCUAUCCCGCGUCAUGUUGGUAUCAAGACUGAGAUCAACCCCAAGUUCCCCAAAGACUUUGACAAGCGGAACCUGAUUAUACCAUUUGAGAUGACGGCCUGGCCUCGCGUUCCUGGGAAGAAACGUAUUGCUGCAGUCAAUAACUUUGGUGCUGCUGGCGGAAAUACAACCAUGGUCCUGGAAGAAGGCCCUGCUCGUGAGAUUACCGACACCGAUCCCCGCGAGACACACGUCAUUUCUGUCUCUGCGAAAACUAAAAUUUCCCUUGCGAACAAUAUUGAGCGAUUGAUCAGCUAUCUUGAUGAAAAUCCGGACGCCAGACUUACAGACCUGUCUUACACAACGACUGCUCGCCGGUAUCAUCACACUUAUCGCAUUGCUGUGGUUGCGUCGGGUCUGGCCCAGCUGAAGAAAGAGCUUUCUGCUCGGCUGGAAAAGGCAGACUCCAUCAAACCGGUUGGAAAGUCUGAUUCUCCACCCAUUGCCUUUACCUUCACGGGUCAAGGUGCCUCGUAUAAGUCGAUGGAUAUCCAGUUGUACCGCGACGUGCCAACCUUCCGAGAGCACAUCGACAGCCUCGACUCACUCGCUCAACGACAAGGCUUCCCGUCAUUCGUUCCCGCACUGGACGGCUCGCACCCGAAAGACCAUGCUCACUCUCCUGUCGUCACUCAGUUGGCACUUGUCUGUUCGGAGAUCGCUCUCGCUCAGUACUGGAUGUCUUUGGGCGUCAAGCCUGAUUGCGUCAUGGGCCACAGCUUGGGAGAGUUUGCCGCCAUGCAUGUCGCUGGUGUGACCAGUGCAAGUGAUACCAUCUUCAUGGUUGGUCUCCGGGCUCAAAUGCUCCAGGAGAGAUGCAAGUCUGGUAGCCAUUGCAUGAUGGCUGUCCGUGCCUCCAAGUCCCAAAUUGCGGACGCUUCCGCCGGAAAGACUUACACCAUUGCCUGCAUCAAUGGUCCGUCUGAUACUGUACUUAGCGGCACAAAGGAACAGAUUGACAACGUAUCCGUGUCUCUGGAAGAAGCGGGCUUCAAGUGCUUCAGGCUGGAUGUUGCUUUUGCGUUCCAUUCUGAGCAAAUGGAUCCCAUCUUGGGCGACUUUGAGGAGAUCUGCAAGACUAGUGUCAUAUUCCAGGAACCCAAGUUGCCCGUCAUCUCUCCAUUGUUGGGCAAGGUUGUAUUCGACGGCAAGACUCUCAACGCCAAGUACGUGCGCCAGGCUACCCGCGGAACGGUUGACUUUUUGUCCGCUCUGAACUUUGCCCAGCAAGUUGCAACAGUUGGAGAAGACACCAUAUGGGUAGAAAUUGGCCCUCAUCCCGUCUGCGUCAACUUCAUCAAGUCCAUCAUCCCAGCAACCCGGACCGCAGUGCCCUCCAGUCGCCGAGAUGACUGCAACUGGAAAACGUUGGCCAACAGCAUGGCAGCGCUUCACGCGGCAGGCGUCAAGAUUGAUUGGAAUGAGUUCCACCGCCCCUUUGAGAGGAGAGUCAGACUUCUUGAUCUUCCCGCCUAUUCUUGGAGCGAGAAGAACUACUGGUUACAGUAUAACGGUGACUGGUGCUUGACCAAGGGAAACAACUUUUACGCUACAGAGAAAGCUCUUGUCAAUGCCGAACCCCUUCCUCGCAGUGAGAUCCAGACUUCGACUGUGCAACAAAUUAUAGAGCAGAGCUUCGAUGGCGCCGCCGGCAAGGUUGUCAUGCAGUCCGAUCUCAUGCAGCCAGAUUUCCAGGCUGCUGCUGAUGGACAUCGUAUGAAUAACUGCGGUGUUGUGACUUCGUCGAUCCACGCCGAUAUUGCAUACACCCUUGGAAGUUAUUUGCUCAAGAAGCUUCUUCCCAAGUCAAAAAAUACCGACAUCAAUGUCUGCAACCUAGUCGUGACCAAGGGCCUCGUCGCAAAGGCUGACAGGAAGUCCGCCCAGCUCAUCCGAGUGACUGUGGCCACUGCUAAUGUCAACUCUGGCAUUGCUGAAUUAACUUGGCAGAACGUUGACAACGAUGGUACCGUCCAUGAGCCAUUUGCCACUGCAAAUAUCGUCUAUGGCAACUCGGCUGAGUGGCUCUCAUCUUGGAGCCCCAUGGCGCACCUUGUUUCCAGCCGCAUCGAAGCUCUGGAACGUCUUGCUGUGGAAGGCAAAGCGAAUCGCUUCUCGCGUAAUAUGGCAUACAACAUCUUUGGCGCCAAUCUGGUAGAUUACGCAGAAAAAUAUCGCGGAAUGCAAUCUGUUGUCAUGCACGAGCUCGAAGGCUUCGCAGACGUUCAACUCACCACGAAAGAGAGCGGUGUGUGGACUGUUGCGCCCUACUUCAUUGACAGCGUCGCCCACUUGGCCGGUUUUAUCAUGAACUGCUCCGAUGCCAUGGAUACCAAGAAGAACUACUGCGUGACGCCAGGUUGGAAUGGAAUGCGUUUUGCUAAGCCUCUCGUUGCUGGCGCCAAAUACCGUUCUUACGUCAAGAUGAUCCCUACACCGGAAGAUCCCACCGCCUUCUUUGGCGAUGUCUACAUCAUGCAGGAUAAUGUGAUUGUUGGCCUGGUUGAAGGAAUUGAAUUCCACAGCUAUCCUCGAAUCCUUCUCACUCGAUUCUUCUCACCUCCUGACAAGGCAGCGAAUAUUGAAGGCAAGCAGUCUACUACAGCCCAGAAAGCUACCACGGUUGUCACCGUUGUACCGCCAACGCCAACACCGGUCACAUCCAACAAGGACAUCAAUAUUGAAACUCAAAAGGCGACUACUCCCAGCCCAACUCCGGCGCCGGAAGUUCACCCUACGGCAGCGCCAGCCGAGCCGAAGGCGAAGGCAACGGGAGGUGAUAGCGUCGCGGACAAGGCCCUCCAACUGAUCGCAAACGAGGCCGGCCUCGAAAUUUCCGAUCUGGAGGAUGACGCCAGUUUCAGCGACUUGGGUGUCGAUAGUCUCAUGUCUCUUGUUAUUGUUGAGAAGUUUAGACUGGAGCUCGAUGUGAAGGUUGGCGGAUCACUUUUCCUGGAUUACCCUACAAUUGGCGAUUUGCGAAAAUGGCUAGACGAGUAUUACGGAUAA
Pochonia chlamydosporia 170 is the source of this 5382-nucleotide messenger RNA. Its product is annotated as polyketide synthase. NCBI's taxonomy places the organism in Eukaryota, Fungi, Ascomycota, Sordariomycetes, Hypocreales, Clavicipitaceae. The transcript has 3 exons. Gene Ontology annotation, biological process: fatty acid biosynthetic process. The coding region runs from base 1 to 5382 and encodes 1793 amino acids. The record is from RefSeq and is a predicted model, not a curated record. Gene Ontology annotation, molecular function: phosphopantetheine binding; 3-oxoacyl-[acyl-carrier-protein] synthase activity; fatty acid synthase activity.